Molecule: messenger RNA, 2074 nt
Organism: Musa acuminata subsp. malaccensis (wild Malaysian banana)
Lineage: Eukaryota; Viridiplantae; Streptophyta; Magnoliopsida; Zingiberales; Musaceae
Source: RefSeq, a predicted model, not a curated record
UUUUUAUUAUUGGUUUUUGCUUCCACUUGGUCCACUUUGUUCUAUAAAUUCCACCCCUCCCCUGUGUUCCAAUUCCCUUUCCCCCUCUUAUCUCUUGUUAGCUUUCUCGGAUUAGUGUUGCUUUAUUCUUCUGCAGCCUUGGCCCCCCCUGUUUUCCUCCUCCUUCCAGCAGCCUUUGGAUUUCUCUUGGGUUCUCCAUCCAAGAUCGAAAACCCAACGGCUGAAUACUGUGUUCUUGCUGCUGUAUCUCUGGUGCAGAAGAUCAAUCAUCUACAUUUACUUCGACUACCUGUUAUUUAUUGGGAAAGCUCUGCCAAAUUUUUCUCUGAAGAUUCUCUUCCUGAGGUCCCAAAACCUUAUCAAAAUCUGGCCUUUGCUUAAGCUUCGAUCUAAAAAGAUCAUCUUGCUGCAGGAAUCUGGAGGACUUCUUCUUCCUUCUACAAAAUCUAAUCUUUUUAUCUCCCAAACUCUCCUCUCUUUUUUUCACAUGCAGCAUCUGUUUCUCUUGAUGUUUCUGAUUGAUGUCGCCUAUCCUACUUGAGAUCCAUCUCUCUCGGUAUAUGUUAAAUUCCACUCUCGGACGCAGUACCCAUCUUGUUCAAUCCUUCUCCGUCGUCUUCCUAUACUGGUUCUACGUGUUCUCCGAGCUUGUUCUAAGAUCUGAGCACCUGCGCCGCCCUGCCCAAUCUGCUACAAAGAAAUAAUCUCUUUUUGUUAGUGUUAAUCUUACUACAGCUUCAUAAUUUACUCGAGGCAUUUUUACUUGAGAAGAGCAAAAAAGCUUUCCAUGGCUUCUCCGGGUGGGACUUCUUCCGGAUCCAGUCUGCUCCAAACCUCCGGCUCCUAUGAGGAUCUGCAGGCGGUGGCGAUGGAGCAGAAGAAGCGGAAGCGAAUGAUAUCGAACCGCAAAUCCGCUAGGCUGUCGAGGAUGCGCAAGCAGAAGCACUUGGACGAUCUGACGGCGGAGGCGAACCAGCUGAGGAAGGAGAACGGCCGACUCCUUACUUCCGUGAUCUUCACCACGCAGCAGCACGUCGCCGUCGAAGCAGAGAACUCUGUUCUGAGGACUCGGAUGGUGGAGCUCACCGACCGGCUGCAGUCUCUCGAUGAGAUCCUUUUCUGCUUUCAGCGAACGCCAUCAGAUCCAUGGAGCUUCGGCUUCGUUAACCAGUCCGUCAUGGCUUCAGCCGACAACUUGUUUCAGUAUCGACAGCUGAGAAUCCAGAACGAAGUACUAAUGGCUACAAAGACGGCAUCAUCAAGCCUUCAUUGUUUGCUUGAGCUCGAAACAGUGAGGACAGAAGAGUGUGCGCAUCUCAAUCACUGAGCUCGAUAUAGUAUCUCAGCUCUGUCAACGAUGCUGGUGUUUGUCUUUUCCUAAUUAUCGAUGCGUAUGGAGACUCAUCAAUGGUGUCUUCCACUUUUGAAUCUUACACGUGUUGAAGUCAGUCCACCAAACGUGUCACUUCGUUGCAAUGCAGCUGUCGUGCGUGACGACGCCCACCGAAACACGUGCGUGACACGUGAUUCUCCACUAAGUGACCCUCCAUUUGGUCGCCACCACCGCGGGCAGCGAGGAAGCCAUGUCGGCAGAGAGAGAGGAACACGGCGACCAGAUCCGGCGGACGGAUGAGUGCGGCGACGCGGCGAGGGAGGUGAUCGCCGGCAGCAUGGAGCACCACGGUGCUUCCCUGUCCGAGAUGCUCCGCCGCUCCGGCGGUUCCGGCUCUAACUCGGUCGGCCGCUUCACCUCAAAAGCAUUCGCUUCAUCGUCUUCAUGUCCGUCUUCAUAUGUUUGACCGUCGUGCGUGCAGCCUGGGUAUGUCGAGGCAGGCCGCGGAAGGGAGGAGGCGGCGCGGAAGGAGAAGCUACACCUACACGGCUAGCACAAGAGGGAGGAACGAGGGAGCACGGUGGGGAAGCACGAGAAGAAGGGGUUCAUGGAGAGGCUGAAGGACAGGUUGCUGGGCCACCAUUAGAGAUGGACUCGUGUGCUGGUUUCGUACGUGGUUGUCGUCGGUGUAUACGUAGCGAUGCAGUGUUCGUACAAUGUAAUCGAAUACGACAUGGUUUA